UGUGAGCUGAUUUGGCCCAAUGUUGGAGGGCACUUAUCAGAUAGUUGUAAGCACCAGAUAGGGCAAAUUCAGUUUUUAGCUUUACAAAAUUUUUUACUAAGGACACCAGAAUAGGUCAAGGCUCUAAAUUCAAAUAUCAGCUAAUCCAGCUAAUUCCUCAGUCGCGAAUUCCAAAAGUAUGAGCAACAAGCGAUCGAUUGACUCUCGCCAUGGAUCCCCGAAUAAGCCAAACAUGCAAACCUCUGAUAAUGGAGGUUCCUGCAGUGGCUUUGGGUCCCUGAACUCUGAUAUCAUCCCCACACCCUACGAGUUGAUGCGACAAAGGAAUUGCAAAACGGAGAAAGUUAUGAAAGGGGAGCGGUAUCCCAGCAUUCGGCCUCCUGUGUCCAAAUGCAGUUACGAGCAGAGCAAAAACUAUCUUUACGAGUCUGUGGAUCAGGGCGGCUGCUUGGAUCCCAAUACUACGGAUCAGGACGCCCUCAGGAUCUGGAAAAUGAGCCCGCACAAGAGCACUCUCAAGUUCUAUGGCGUGGCUGAUGGACUUCACCUUCCAGAGGCUGAUAAAUUCAACAGGACUUUGACAACCAGUCUCAAACAUGCAAGCGGCUCCAGGAGACCCGCUCCAAAGCCACCUGUUCCACCAGUGCCAAUGAGACCGCCACAGCCCGCCGCCCCGUGCCAGCCCUACAUCCUCAACCGGAAGACCCUCAAGGAGGAGCUGCAGCGGAUGCCCAUUGCCCGCCAGAAACUCAAUCCCAAGGAGGCUUUCAGUAUGCUAUUCUGCGACAAGCGUCCGGAUCCGAUGGACCCUCUGGGAGUGGAGGCGGCAACUGAUAAAAUGGUUAGCCUUAGAGAAGCUCUGGAUAUGGCGAAACCGGAGAAACCUCCAAAGCACGGCCUGCGACGUAAGCACUGGUACUGCCCCUCCAAGUGUGGUGAGCCGGAAAACAAGUGCACUGCAUUUGAGUGGGCACAGUACAAGCUGAACCCGCGACCCUACGACCAAGCCUUCCUCAAGUGGUUCCUGGAUCAGAAACUGCCACUAGAGCGAGAGCCGCACGACUACGAUGAGCUGUAUAAGCGGUUCCAAGGAUGCUUCGAGGUGAAACGCCAACCAGAUCCCGACUGCGUUGCCAUGACCAAGUGUUGUCCGGAUAUGAUCAAGGAAGUGCAAGACGAAUGUGGAGUUGAAGUCGGAGUUGGAGAAGGUGGCGGAGGGGGAGGUGCAGGUGGAGGUGGAGGAGGACCCGGCAGUGGCAGUGGAGGCGGCGCACAGAAGGAAGGAGGCGAUAAUGGCGGUACUGGGGGUAAAGGCCAACCGGGUUCUGGUCACGGUCCUGAAAGAUCUCAGCAAGCCAAGGACAAGGAAAAAGAAAAGGGACAGACAAGCGGCGAUAAGGAAGAUGCAGGAAAGGAUAAAAGUAAGGACACGGCAAAAGAUAAAGACAAGAAUAAGGAAAAGGAUACGGGUAAGGACACGGGUGGCAAUAUACCAAAGGAGGACAAAGAAAAGGAUAAGGACAAGGAUAAGGGCAAGGAUAAAGACAAGGACACAGACGCGGAGAAAGGCAAAGAUAAAGGUAAGGAUAAAGGCAAGGGCAAAGGGAAGGAUAAGAACGAGGAUGAGGACCAGAAACAUAAGAAGCACAAUCCAGCUGAUCCUGAUCAGGAGAGGUCAAUGAAGCCCACCAAACCUCCUAAGCAACCGAAGCCGCCGCUCGAAAGCACAACCGAUACGUCCACUCGCAACAUUUCCUCCUUUGAUAUGGAAGAUUCAGACGAAAUACCGAUCCGGGAAGAAAUUGUCGAGGUGGAAGAAAAUGAACCAGCUAAAGCGGCAGAGGAACCCAAGCCGAAGCCACCACCAACUGGGAAGCCGCCCAAAAAGAAGCCGCCAAGCAAGAAACCACCAUUCCUCAAACCCAUAGAGAAACCACCCAAGGAAAAGCCCGAAAAGGUCGAAGAGAAGGAAGACAACGAGACCUGUCCACCUUGUCCUCCAGUGGGCUGCGCGUGCUCCAUUUGCGACUGCCUCUAUGGCAAUAAGAUUCCCAUUUCCACGACGAUGCAAUCGAUUAUGGCCGAGGAAAAGGUUCGCGAAAAGAGGGAGUACCUCCGGCGGAUGCGGCACCGGGAGUACAUGGAGUGCACUGCUGAAAAGUCCCUAGUCCCGCAGCACAAGGUAGAUUCCAUCAGCUGCGACAACUGCUUCUGCCGAAACCCCAAGAUAGCCGAGUACUGUGAGUGCUUGGCAGCUCUUCAUCACUUGCAGCGGCUCCUUGGAAAGGAACGCCACAGGAUCGUCAACAACGAGCUCAUCUUCAACCUCGACGAUCUCCGCCAGCGAAUCACCGAGCGUAUGUGCAAGUGCCUUUGAGAACUGUGUUUUGGUCAGUAUAGUCAGUGUAAUUGGCUUGUCAGUGUAGUUUUCAAAAUUUGACGAUUGAGUAAUAAAUAUUCAAACUGA
Drosophila teissieri is the source of this 2467-nucleotide messenger RNA. Its product is annotated as bromodomain-containing protein 4. The coding region runs from base 179 to 2377 and encodes 732 amino acids. Lineage: Eukaryota; Metazoa; Arthropoda; Insecta; Diptera; Drosophilidae. The transcript has a single exon. The record is from RefSeq and is a predicted model, not a curated record.